CACAAACCGAUUAUAUUACCGUCAAACCAUUACACUUGCUAAAUUGUCUUUACGGUAUAAACCGGUUUUUUGAAACCAUGAAACCAAGAGAACGAGGAUAGUCUUGUAAUUUCACAAGUGAAGGAGGCUCGCAUGUCGCAUCGCCAGUCUGCCCUACUUGGUCGAUGGCUCAUUGCUAUGAAAGGGGUUUAAAAGUUUUCACCGUCUAAGCUAAACCCUUAAACCCUUUUCCAGAGAGAUCGAAUCGAACUGUAUCGCUCAAUCAAGUCAUGGCGUUGAGAUCCUCGAUGUCGGCUCUCACGGCCGGUGCCAGCAGCUUACGGAGGAUGCUGUGCACCGCCUCUACCACUUCAUCCAUCUUCUCGACGCUCGCCGCCCCUUCAGCUCGUGAGCAAGCUGAUCCCAACGUCAACCUUUUCGUCUCCGGGCUUAGCAAACGAACCACAACAGAAGGCCUUAAGGAAGCCUUUUCCAAGUUUGGUGAAGUGGUUCAUGCUAAAGUUGUCGGAGAUCGGGUAUCUGGGCAUUCAAAAGGGUUUGGCUUUGUUAGGUAUGCUACCUUGGAGGAUGCUGCCAAAGCUAUAGAGGGCAUGGACGGGAAGUAUCUUGAUGGAUGGGUUAUAUUUGCUGAAUAUGCAAGACCACGAGCACCUCCUUCACCGCCUAAUAGUAGUAGCAUGGGGCCUGGCUAUGGUGGUUUUGGCUCCACAAAUGCGAACAGCGGAAGCUAUGGUCUUGGCAGUAUUGUGAACCCUGGUUACGGGAAUAAUGCUGCAAGCGCUGGGUACGGCAGUAACGUGAACCCUACUGCUUAUGGGAGCAAUCCUAGUUCAGCAUAUGGGAACAACAGUGCAAAUCCAGGUUCUCCAUAUGGAAGUCAGACUACUUAUGGAAACAAUCCAAAUUCAGGCUCUUCAUAUGGGAGUCACACUACUUCUUUUGGGAACAAUGCUACUGCAGGCUCUUCAUACGGAAGUCAGACUACUAACUGGAACAAUGCAAAUCCAGGAUCUUCGUACGGGAACAAUGCAUAUCCAGGCUCUUCAUAUGCGAGUCAGACUACUUCUUACGGGAACAAUGCAAAUCCAGGCUCUUCAUACCAGUCUGGAAGCGCUGCAGGCUCUUCAUACGGGAGUCAGACCACUCCGUACGGGAACAAUGCUUAUGCACAUGGAAACACAAGCUCUGGGUUUGGUGGCCCUGGAUACUCUAACACCACGAGUCCUGGGAACAAUGCAAAUCCAGGCUCUUCAUACCAGUCUGGAAGCGCUGCAGGCUCUUCAUACGGGAGUCAGACCACUCCGUACGGGAACAAUGCUUAUGCACAUGGAAACACAAGCUCUGGGUUUGGCGGCCCUGGAUACUCCAGCACCACGAGUCCUGGGUACGAGAACAACAAAGGCACUGCAUAUUCUGACGCUGCAAAUCCUUCAUAUGGCGAUAGUACCACAGGCUCUGGGUAUGGCAGUGACAUUGGACCUGCUGCACAUGGUACUGCUAGCACAGGCUUCACUAAUCUUCAGUGAAGCAGAAGGCUCAUCAAUGAACGGUAUGAAGUUUGCAGUCGACAAAUUACAUUGUGGAUUUCGUCGACGCUGCUGCUGCUAUUUAUUCUCUAAUUUUGUUGUGUCUACAUACUUAUGAACGCAAUUCUUUCAAAAGCAUGAACUUGCCAAUUUGUGAACAUUUAUCUGAGGGUGGUUUUCUUAUUAUAGUUUGCAACUUAAUCUGCCGUCCUUCUGAAACAACCUUUCGUUGAAACCCACAGGAAAAUGGAAACAAAGAAAAUCCAAGUCGAAUG
Messenger RNA from Linum trigynum, 1801 nucleotides. Lineage: Eukaryota; Viridiplantae; Streptophyta; Magnoliopsida; Malpighiales; Linaceae. The record is from the annotation of a GenBank genome assembly.